ACAUAGCGAGGGUAGCUUUCUCCUCCUUCUAGAAAUUCUCUUUUCCUUUUCCUCCUCCCUGAAGUUCGCGUCCCUUUUCUUCCCUACGCCAUCAACAUCAAACACAUCAUGGCUAGCAUCACAUCGUCCGCCCUCAGGCAGGCAGGUCGCCUUAGCCGCUACACGCAGGUGCCGGGGGUUCCUUCACGAGGCAUUUCCGCAUUAUCAAAGGUGGCGGUUGCGCCAACCCACAGAUUAUCUCAGCAGCGCAGAUACGUAUCGGAAACGAAACGUGAUAAUGCGCAGGUCAACAUCGAAACGGCCAUCAAGCUUGACAAGAAAGACUUUAUUGAUGUGGUUCCUCAGUCUCCCGAUGCCUCAAAUGUCAUGGUCAGCCCCAUGGCAGAGGUCCUGAAGCAAGUUACCACGAUGGAGGAGGGCCAGCGGCCCAUCUAUCUCGACAUGCAAGCCACGACUCCCGUCGACCCCCGCGUCCUCGAUGCCAUGUUACCCUUCAUGACUGGCAUCUACGGAAACCCGCACUCGAGAACACACGCAUACGGGUGGGAGAGUGAGGAAGCGGUUGAGGAGGCCCGGGGGCACAUUGCGAAGCUGAUCGGUGCCGACCCUAAGGAAAUCAUUUUUACUAGCGGCGCCACCGAGAGUAACAAUAUGAGCAUCAAGGGAGUUGCAAGAUUCUUUGGCAGAUCUGGAAAGAAGAAGCACAUUGUUACUUCGCAAACGGAGCACAAGUGCGUCCUCGACAGCUGCAGACAUCUUCAAGAUGAAGGCUUCGAAGUCACAUAUCUCCCAGUCCAGAACUCUGGCUUGAUCGACAUGGAAGAGCUGGCUGCGACAAUUCGUCCGGACACUGCUAUUGUCAGCAUCAUGUCCGUGAAUAACGAAAUCGGCGUCAUCCAGCCAUUGGAGGCGAUUGGAAAGCUUUGCCGGGAGAGGAAGACCUUCUUCCACACCGAUGCUGCGCAAGCCGUCGGAAAGAUUCCUAUGGAUGUCAACAAGAUGAACAUUGACUUAAUGUCUAUUUCGUCACACAAGAUUUACGGCCCCAAGGGCAUUGGAGCUUGCUACGUUCGCCGCCGCCCCAGAGUCAGACUCGACCCUAUCAUCAGCGGAGGUGGACAGGAGAGAGGAUUGCGAAGCGGCACUCUCGCACCGCCACUGGUUGCUGGCUUUGGCGAAGCGUGCCGCAUCGCUUACGAAGAGAUGGAGUACGACUCGAAGCGUAUCAAGUUCUUGUCCGAUCGCCUCCUUAACGGCUUGUUGUCGCUGGAACACACCACCCAAAACGGCGACCCCGAGCAUUUUUACCCGGGAUGCGUCAAUGUUUCGUUUGCCUACGUUGAGGGCGAGUCUCUCCUGAUGGCCUUGAAGGACAUUGCGCUGUCUUCCGGCAGUGCUUGCACAUCCGCUUCUCUGGAGCCCAGCUACGUUCUCCGUGCCUUGGGUAACAGCGACGAGAGCGCACACAGCAGUAUCAGAUUCGGCAUCGGUCGCUUUACCACCGAGCAGGAGAUUGAUUACGUUCUCAAGGCAGUCAAGGAGAGAGUCGACUUCCUACGCGAGCUGAGCCCGCUCUGGGAGCUGGUGCAGGAAGGCGUUGACCUCAACACUAUCCAGUGGAGCCAGCACUAAGAGCAGUACCUUGUGCUCGACAUGAUGCGCACCCGCGCAUUAACACCUGCACUCUUAGCACUCGACGCUUGCGAGCCCACUGAGAAUCCUGCAGGAAAACACCCGAGUCUUUCCCACCCGGAGUAGUUUGUAUUAAAACCCAUAUUUGAGAUACCUUAACAGCCAGCCUUUCGUUUUUGCUCAGGGACAUUGGAGUUGGGAUCGGGGACCACGGAGAGUUGAAACACUGGUCGUAAAGACCAGGCGCCGGCAAGAGCCGGCACGGCGGCAAUCGGCUGUUU
This is a messenger RNA of Colletotrichum godetiae, 1913 nucleotides long. Its product is annotated as cysteine desulfurase IscS. Gene Ontology annotation, molecular function: cysteine desulfurase activity; pyridoxal phosphate binding. Gene Ontology annotation, cellular component: cytosol; nucleus; mitochondrion. Gene Ontology annotation, biological process: [2Fe-2S] cluster assembly. The coding region runs from base 109 to 1632 and encodes 507 amino acids. Lineage: Eukaryota; Fungi; Ascomycota; Sordariomycetes; Glomerellales; Glomerellaceae. The record is from RefSeq and is a predicted model, not a curated record. The transcript is spliced from 2 exons.